UCGUCCUCGGCAACUCGAGCGCAAUCGAACUGCAGUUGUGCCAGAUGCCUUUCUACUUCAAUUGCGAGAUUUAAUGUUGCAUACAAAUAGCAAGUACAGAGACUAUAAAAUACGAGUUUGCCUUUGUGUCCAAGCAUGGUCAAGCCGCGGCCCGCUGGGAAGAAGAAGCCGGGACGAGGAGCGUUCAUGGCCAAGCGGACCAAGCGCGGAGGCGACAAGAAGCUGAGCUCGCGUGCGAUCAAGCCUCGGAUCGACGAGGCCGAGCGCCGGGCCAACGAGAUCCUCGAGUGGCUCGGCGAUGCGGUCCUCGACGAGCUCGUCGGGCGCAGCCUCCUGCGGCACGUGCACCUCUUUUGCUCGACGACGCACGACAACGACCUCUCCAACUUGGAGCUCUUCCGCGAACUCCGGAGCACGCUCGUGACCAACGCCAACUUGAGCUGCGUCUACGACAAGCUCUUCCCGGCCAAGUACACGAUUUUGCUGCACCCGCUCAAGCUCAAGGAGAAGGCCGACCUCGUCGAGGUGCUCGUCGGACGCAUUGCGUCCAAAGCGCGUCCGUCGCCAUCCGAGAUUGCUAAGCUCGACAGCGUCGUCUCGCACAUGCUCCACGUCGAGUUCACGCAGUGGGCCGUCCAGGCCGAAGCCGACGAGAAGAGCAAGGUCAACCAAUUUGAGCUACUCCAGGAGCUCCUGGACUCGGACCUGAGCGACUCGGAUGCAAGCAGUAGUGACGCAGCGCCCGUCGAGGCCCUCUCGUCAUUGGUGCCACCCGUUGCGACAACCAUCCUCUCGGUGGUUUCCGCUGCGGAACCGCCUUCACCAACCGAGGCCGACCCGCCGAUGCGUGACGACGAGCUAUACCACGCGUUCACAGCGGUGGAGGAUCUGCUACCAAAUGCGGCACCGGCGUCAGCUCAAGUGGCGUCGCUGCUUGCUGACGUCGCAGCGCUGCGGACCUUGGCGACCGACCCGACCCACGUCCUCCAGACAUCCCGCGUCAUGUUUGAAAUCUUCAAAAUGUAUGGCAUGUCGGUGCUCAAGGAGCGAUCGAGUGCGUGCUUGCUCUUCGAGACGCAGCUGGCGGCGGACCAAGGCAAGCUCACGUGGGUGCGCCAAGAGGUGCUGAGCCUCGAGAACCUUGCGGGGACUGCCAGUGCCUUGGGGCUCACGUCCUCGACGGCGUCGGCGCGCGUGCAAGCCAACUCGCUUCGCGCGCUCGUCGGCUUUGCGACGGCGAUGAACCACAACGGCGCGGUCGACGCGCUUCUGGCGUUUGUUCUGUACCUCCACCACCUUCGCCACCGCACACACCUCUGCCGCAAGAGUGGUUGCCCCCUCGGGUUCCUCGACGACCGGCGCGUCAUCUUUGAGGAUCUGCGCGCGUGGCUGCUGCACGAAGAAUCGCACUGCGUCCACUCGUUUGAGCUCUUUUACGCUAGCGUCUGGACGUCGCUGCCUCCCACGAUGGCGCUCUCCGCCUUGCCGAGAAGCGUCGAGGCGACAACGACGUUUCUGCAGCGCCGGCAACUGCCCCCAGUUGCAUCCGACGAGCUCACGCGACUGCAGUCGUGGUUACCGGAGCGCUGGUGUGAUUUGGAUACCCACUUGGUGCUCGAAGCGCCGCCACUGAGCCGGAAGCGCAAGCGCGCCAAGAGCGACGAGGUCGACGUCGACGCUGCCAAACGCGCGCGCAAGUCGUUUGCAUCGUUCGCACUGCUGCAGCGGUUCGAGCACCGUCGGUUCCUCUGCUGCCUCGAGACGCUGCUCGUCGCCUUUGCCAAGAACGAGGUGCGCGAGUGUGAUACCUACUUGCACCAGCUCUUGAGCAACAUGCGCGACGACGAGACCGACGAGCUCGCUGGUGCGAUGGGGUCCCCGAGAGCGUGCUGCGUCACCGAGCACUGCCUCUCGCUGGCACUCAAAGACAACUUUUACCGGCUCCUCAUGCACGAGCUGUGUCUCUUCCACCGACUGGUGUCCUCCAGCAAGACGGUGACUGGCGGCGUACGAGUGACCCAGAUCCGUCGACCGCCCGCGUACGUCUUCUCGGACGAUACGUUUACUGACGUCGACGUCGCCAUCGUUCUCUGAGGUGCGAGACGCCGACACGUUGUUGCGUGUUAUAACAUGUAAAACGUCAAGAGCCUGUUCAUGGCGUGUCGGCCCACUGCCGCGCGAGCUCGGCCUUUUCGAA
Saprolegnia diclina VS20 is the source of this 2197-nucleotide messenger RNA. RefSeq lists its product as hypothetical. The transcript has 5 exons. NCBI's taxonomy places the organism in Eukaryota, Oomycota, Saprolegniomycetes, Saprolegniales, Saprolegniaceae. Gene Ontology annotation, biological process: RNA processing. Gene Ontology annotation, molecular function: ribonuclease III activity; nucleic acid binding. Bases 136 to 2094 code for a protein of 652 amino acids. The record is from RefSeq and is a predicted model, not a curated record.